Messenger RNA from Portunus trituberculatus (swimming crab), 2829 nucleotides. RefSeq lists its product as uncharacterized. Gene Ontology annotation, biological process: G protein-coupled receptor signaling pathway. The transcript is spliced from 7 exons. Lineage: Eukaryota; Metazoa; Arthropoda; Malacostraca; Decapoda; Portunidae. Gene Ontology annotation, molecular function: G protein-coupled receptor activity. Gene Ontology annotation, cellular component: membrane. The record is from RefSeq and is a predicted model, not a curated record. The coding region runs from base 844 to 1974 and encodes 376 amino acids.
UGGCUGGAGGAGGACGUCUGCCGCCGCGCAUGUACGCGUGUAGUCGUGAACGUCGCGGCAUGUACGUUUCCUGGGCCACAGGAGGACCAUGUGCGUCACACUCUCAGCGAAGUGUUAUAGUGACCUGUAAUAGUCUCCUCUGACCUGACCAGCCUGGUUUGUAGUGACGUAGAGGUUUUGAUCAGUCCAUUAUUGUUUGGGUGCCGCGACCCGUGACCUGCGUGACACUGAGAUGGUGACGCAGGUCAUUGAUGGGCUGAAAGGUACAACAUGACCUGUGCGGCACUGAUGUGACCUGCAGGACAACAUGGAGGCAUCACGCCAACCCAUGGAGGUCAUCAUGACCUGUGUGGAAGGCUGACAUGAUUCGGUGGUCAGGCUGACGUUACAUUGUGGUCAGGUCAAAGUUCAAGUGACGUUUCGGUAACCUGCGGCACGAGAUCAGGUCAAGCAGUGUGGUAAGCCAGGCACUGCUGUGGAGUGGUGGUGCAGGAUAAUCGUGGCGGCGUGACAAGCUAGAAGAGAUAGUGUGGCAUCGCUGUAGCCUGCAGGUGACAGGAGUGGCACUGUGACGGCAGCCCAGCACGCUGCGGAUUAGUGUGACCUCGCAGCAUCAUAAGGAUAAAUACAUGUGACUUGUGACAGCCUAGGGAGACUAAUAAAGGUGACCACGUGACAAAGAGAAAAUAGGUGUGACGUUGUGAUGAUUUAGCCAAGUGUGGUUUUGCGGACAGCCUGUAGUGUACAAGUGUGACCGUGUGACAGUCUGCGUCAAACAAGCAUAGGUGUGGUAACGUGACAGCUUGUCCUGAGCGACUGUGGCCACAGUAGCCUACAGCAGGGAUGGGCUCUUCGGAGACCAGCGAAAGCGAGGCAUGGUCUCUCCCUCAGCAGCCUUGGUUCAACGAGACAUCGGGCACGCUGCUCAAUGACACAGCCAGGCCAGCAAUAGAGGGCACAUGGGCGGCACUAGCGGGCGUGGGCGUGGGCGGGAACCUUCUAGUGGCUGGAGCGUUCCUGAUACGCCCAUGGAACCGCACACCCCUGCAAGUGGACAGGGUGAUUGGCCUGCUGGCCCUCACCGGCCUGGCCACCACCCUCUCCUCGCUGCCCACACACCUGUACUCUGCCUCGGGUCACGGGUCGAUGUGUCAGGUCCAAGGUUUUCUGCUGAACCUGCUGUGCCUGCUGUCGCUGUGGUACACGACCCUGCUGGCGCUGGAGAGGUACGUGAAGUUCGCCUCCCCGCAUGAACACUCGCUGACCUUCUCGCUGCUCAACCUGAACGUACUAUUGUGCGGGGUGCUGGUGCUGCUGCUGAUCGAGGUGUCCGGCCCGAUCUAUGGCUGGGCGGAGUACGGCUACGUGCCAGAAUGCGGCGUGUGCGUUCUCAACCCGGGAUCGACACACAUCCUUACGUACACAGCGAUACAAACAGGGUGUUACGUGAUGUUGCCGAGUCUGGUCACGCUGGCGGCGUCAGCGGCGGUGCUACGAAGGUGCCACGCCAGCCCGACGCCCCUCACCCGCGGCUCCCAGGUGCUCAAGUCAGCAGGGGGAGUCUGCGUGUUAUGCUGCGCCAUGCUGUCUUCUGUGCUCCUAAUGCUCCCCUACCACCUUCUGCUACUCCUUCAGGCGGCUGCUCUCAACAUCCCCUUCUGGGCCAAGGUGGUGUCCUACUGGCUCAAGAUCGUCGCCCUCACAUGUGUGUACCCUCUCGUGCUACUCACUGCGAGGCCUAGAGAUGUAUGGCCGCCGCUGAUGGCCACCCUCAGGAGGCUGUCCCAAUGGCAGGAGGGUGGCGGGGGACCAUGUCGGUGGCAGCGGAGAGGGCAGGGCGCAGCCGAGCAGCAGGAUGUUCGCCUCUCCAGCCUGGACGCCCAUCCACCCUCAGACAAGAACGCCUCCUUCAAGUUGUCACGCCCGCCCUCCCCCUCCAAUGGCGACAAGGAUGCCUCCGUCACCAGGCUGUAGAGCGCCAGCAGGCCACCGCCAGUCUGCAGAAAGAAUGUGUUUAAUUAGUUUGUGAUGAAUGUCAGGCUGCAAGGUUCGCCACUCUGGUGCAGGACAUUACAGGGCGUGCUAUUGAUCAAACUGUAGGACUCAAGGGAGGAGUGCAGGAUGCGUCACCAAGCUGCACGCCAUGUCACCAAGCUGAGGCGUUGUCAGGUAUGGGCAGCACUGGGAGUAAUUUCCUGGUCCAGUGAACUAACAUGUCAUUACACACGUCUGCACUCCAUCCGCCCGCCAGCCCACUUCACCAUGCCCCCUCCUCACACUCCGCCCAAUCACUCCCCACGCCUACUCGCGCCCAGUAUUCUGCCCAACUCGUUAAAGGCGGUGAGUCAAAGGAGCAACUCAUGUGACGGUGGUGGUGGUGGUGGUGGUGGUGACGUCACAUGUUUCCAGGAUAGGAACGUGAUAUAUUGUGCAAAAAAAGAGGAAAAGAUAUACGUGUGUGUGUGUGUGUGUGUGUGUGUGUGUGUGUGUGUGUGUGUGUGUGUGUGUGUGUGAUGCUGAGAUGAUACUAUUACUACUAAUGACAAUUUAUAUAAUCACUAUUAUUGCUCUUAUUGUUAUGGAUAUGAGGAUGGCUAAAAUAAAUGUGAAACGCCAACACCAUUAUUCACCAUCACCACCACCACCACCACUAUUCACUACUUCCACACUAUCACCACCAUCACCACCCCUCUCCACCAUCACCACCACUCCCUAGAACUUAAGGUAAAGUAAAAGAAGCGGAAGGUAAAGGGAAGGAAACGACGAGGGGAAAAAAAUGGCAAGAAAAGUUUAUAAAGUUAGGAAAAGGGAAAGAAAAGACGCGGAAAA